AGAUAGAUAGAUAGAUGUGGCGUUAGUAACUACAAAUUUCAAGGCAUCCGUGGAGUCUGCUGACAUCUUGUGGAUAAUCGUAGGUAUUACAAUCUCAACCGUGUUCGAAUAACCUACUCUGUCAUUACAGGGUUUAGUAGAUUUUAUUUCGGUCAUUCUUAGUUUGAGGCUUUACGAGAAUACAUAAACAGAAAACAUAUUCUAACUUUCUAUUCCGAACCUUUGUAGUCAUGUCUAAACUGAUUCCAUGUUACUUACAGAGAGCGUCUCAUUUUUGUCUUCUGUCAUUGAUAUCAGUCUUGACGCGCUUACGUCAGGUGUGCGCCACAUCUUCAGGGCUCAAGGGAGACGGAAGUUCAGCAAAGGAGCACCGACAUUUCCUCGUUUCUUCGGGCUGUGUGUGAGAUCUCUGUUAUGCUUUCCUGGAAAUUGGAGUGAACAGUUUUACCUGAGGGGUUCAUGUGGGGACAAAAAGUAAAGUUACGCUUCAACGAUCAAAUAACACCGUCUUACCUGUCAUACUCUAAAUCCUAGUUAAGGGAACUACAGAAAAGGCUUCAUCGUCAUGGCUCCACAUCCUGUAAUACAGGCACUCAUUGACUUUUCAGCAGGAGCAGCAGGUGGUACAGCCUGCGUGCUAAGCGGUCAGCCAUUUGACACCGUCAAGGUGAAGAUGCAGACGUUUCCCAGCAUGUACCGUGGCUUCAUCCACUGCUUCAUUUCAACUUUCAAACAGGUGGGACUCGGUGGUCUCUACAAAGGCGCCACACCAGCCCUCCUGGCCAACAUCAGUGAGAAUGCGGUUCUCUUUUUGAGUUAUGGCCUGUGCCAGGACGCUGUCCGUCUUUUGUUAAGGAUGGAUAAAGGAGCAGAGCUCAGUGAUGUCCAAAAAGCUUCUGCAGGGUCUUUAGCUUCCAUCUUCUCCUCCAUGGCCAUUUGCCCCACAGAGCUGGUGAAAUGUCGCCUACAGGCCAUGCAUGAAAUGGAGGAGACCGGAAAGAUUGCGAAAGGACAGCGAAGCACCGUCUGGUCUGUGGUUAAGACUGUGCUGAGGACAAAUGGUCCUUUGGGUUUCUACCAGGGACUCACCUCAACCAUUGUCAGGGAGAUACCUGGUUACUUCUGCUUCUUUGGUGCCUACGAAGUAUGCCGGACUACAUUUGCACACCAUAUGGGGACAGACAAAGAUAGUAUAGGCAUUCUUCCACUUAUGUUCAGUGGUGGAUUUGGAGGGGCUUGUCUUUGGCUAGUGGUCUAUCCAAUAGACUGUGUGAAGUCUAGGAUCCAAGUCUACUCUCUAGGUGGGAGGCAAGAGGGUUUCAUGAAGACCUUCACGGGUAUUAUACGCACUGAGGGUUUCACUGCUCUGUACUCUGGUUUGACUCCUACCAUGAUCCGGACCUUCCCUGCCAACGGAGCGCUCUUCCUAGCUUAUGAGUUCAGCCGUAAAUUUAUGAUGGACACAGUGGGUGCCUCAAGAGUGCUGCUGCAGCUCCAAGCGCCAGACUCUUCCCCAAUGAUCUCAACAACAUCCAGCACAGUGGAAAUGGUUACUCCACGCAAACUUCAUAUCAGUGAAGAAAAUGUUGAAGAUAAAAAUGCAGGGAGGUUGGGAUGUUUUGGUUGGCUGCUGGUAAUUAUAUCCCUCCUAUUUGUAGCGCUAACCUUCCCAAUCACUUUGUUUCUGUGUGUCAAGAUAGUAAAGGAAUAUGAGCGAGCGGUCAUUUUCAGACUUGGGCGAAUCGCCGAUCGGAAACCUAAAGGACCAGGACUGUUUUUUGUUUUGCCCUGCACUGAUAACUUUGUGAAAGUUGAUCUAAGGACUGUGUCUUUUGAUAUCCCUCCACAAGAGAUCCUGACCAAAGACUCGGUCACUGUAUCCGUGGAUGGAGUUGUCUACUUCCGCAUUCACUGUCCCAUCUCAGCUGUGGCCAACGUGUCCAACGCACACUCAUCCACACGGCUGCUUGCUCAAACCACUCUGAGAAAUGUUCUUGGCACCAAAAACCUUUCAGAACUUCUGUCUGACAGAGAAGGAAUUUCAGUGAGCAUGCAGGAGGCCCUGGAUGAAGCCACCGACCCAUGGGGGAUCAAGGUGGAGCGCGUGGAGAUCAAGGAUGUGAAGCUGCCUCAGCAGCUGCAGAGAGCCAUGGCUGCAGAGGCGGAGGCCAGUCGGGAGGCCAGGGCUAAAAUCAUUGCUGCAGAAGGUGAGAUGAACGCUUCCCGGGCUCUGAAAGAAGCAGCUCUAGUCAUCGGUGAAGCUCCGUCUGCUCUUCAGCUGCGAUACCUGCAGACUCUCAAUGCCAUCGCCGCAGAGAAGAACUCCACCAUCAUCUUCCCUCUGCCCAUAGACAUGAUGCAGGGUUUCAUGCAGAAAAAGUGAUGAACCCUGUAGUCUGCACAAUUAUUUUCAUCCCAAAGUAAGUUUGCAUGUUUCGAAUAGGGAGGAAAAAGAGCUACUCGCUAAUGCAAAUACAAACCAAACAUUGUUUUUGUGUACUUAUUAUGCUUAUUGUGAUUUAAUAAUUAAAUACAAAGUGCAACAUA
Poecilia reticulata (guppy) is the source of this 2547-nucleotide messenger RNA. It is a transcript of the gene slc25a15a, whose product is annotated as solute carrier family 25 member 15a. NCBI's taxonomy places the organism in Eukaryota, Metazoa, Chordata, Actinopteri, Cyprinodontiformes, Poeciliidae. Gene Ontology annotation, cellular component: mitochondrion. Gene Ontology annotation, biological process: mitochondrial L-ornithine transmembrane transport. Gene Ontology annotation, molecular function: L-ornithine transmembrane transporter activity. The record is from RefSeq and is a predicted model, not a curated record.